This is a messenger RNA of Cyanistes caeruleus (blue tit), 1425 nucleotides long. NCBI's taxonomy places the organism in Eukaryota, Metazoa, Chordata, Aves, Passeriformes, Paridae. The record is from RefSeq and is a predicted model, not a curated record.
AUGAUCCCAGUGGGAAGCCGAGCUUGCCUCUCACCAUCUGAGCAGGAGCUCCUCAGGGUGAUAAUCAAACCCGAAGUGGCCCCGGCCUCUGCUUCCUUCCCAGCCGGGGCUCUCCGGGGCCAGGGCAAGGAGGAUCCCAAAGCGGAGGAGGACGCGAAAGGCAAGGAGGAAAGUUUCUCCAUGGACAGCGAUCUCGAUUAUAGCUCGGACGACAACAUCCCCGGCCAGGCGGCUCACAAGGAAGAGGACUCUGGCAACGCGCUGGAGGAAAACCCCCAGAACCCCCCCAAUUCCGCCAGCACCACAUCCACGGGCAAAAACCGGCGGAGGCGAACAGCCUUCACCAGCGAGCAGCUGCUGGAGCUGGAGAAGGAGUUCCACUGCAAAAAGUACCUGUCCCUGACAGAGAGGUCCCAGAUCGCUCACGCCCUCAAACUCAGCGAGGUGCAGGUGAAAAUCUGGUUCCAGAACAGGCGGGCCAAAUGGAAACGGGUCAAGGCGGGCAACGCCAACUCCAAGACAGGGGAACCUUCCCGAAACCCCAAGAUCGUGGUGCCCAUCCCGGUGCACGUCAGCAGGUUCGCCAUCAGGAGUCAGCACCAGCAGCUGGAGCAAGCCCGACCCUGAUCUCUCCCUCCUCCUCACAGCCACAAGGGUUUUUUUUUUAAAAAAAAAAAAGGGUAAAAAGUUUCCGACCCGGGGUUUGAAGGCGACUCACCCGAAUAAAAACAGAAUGGAGAGAAGCAAAAAAAAAAAAAAAAAAGAGAGAAACAAACCCCAAAACCCUCAACAACGACAACCACGACAAAAAAAAAAACACCCCACCAAGCCUAAAGCGACAGGAAAAUCAAACAAAACCCGCGGCGAGCGCAUGGCAAAUCCCCACCGCCAGCGAACUUUAAAGCGAAACUUUCCACUCGCCGCCGAGGGAAGAGGCUUGGAAAGUGUUUGGGUUGGGAGCAGGGAUACCCCAGGCUGGAAGAGACCCCCACACCCCUCCCACACACACACACAGAUAUUUAUUGCGAGGCUGCCCCGCUUUGGACACCCUUGGCUGGCGCGGCGGAUGCGGAGCCGGCGCUGGAGCAUCCCCAGCGAAACCCUUUAACCCAUCUUUGGGCUUUUCUUUCUUAUUCGGGGGCGAAAGGUAAAAGAAAAACAACAAAAAAGACGAGAGAACAAACAAACGAACAACAAAAAAACCCGAAAGAAAACUCAGAGUUUCAUUUCAUGCCCUUUUUUAUUUUUUAUUGUUUGGUUUUAUUGCCGAUGGCUGAGUGGCAGGCACUGGGGAAUGAGUUUUGAAAUCUAAUUUUUUUUAAAUUUUUUUAUUUUUUUUUUUUUUUUCCUGGCUUUCUGUCGAUUUGCCUAUUCUACCAAGCCAUGUUUAAAAGGAGAGAAACAGAGGGAGGGGGGGGAAAAAGG